AAGCCUGUGUAAUGACAUUAGCACAACAAAAACAGGCGGGAGUAAGUCGUGCGUCCACCGAAAGCAGUAGCCGCUGAAUACAGUAAUAAGUAGUGGCUAGAUCGAUAGAAAUGGAGGCGGUGGAUAGCGACACAAGUCAAUGGGUGACGGACGAACAAGAGGAAAGCACCCGACCCUCGACAUCGCGUGGUCUCGGCGGGUCCAUUAAAACAAAAGAGUUCGAUUCCAUCUUGUACGGUCCAGUUGUGGAUUAUUCGUUCAGAAAUCUGGAAACUUUAUCUGACUGUGUCAAACUGACCCCACGGACUGGCUUCAGACCGAAUGAGUACACAGAGAAUAAGAAGCUGAAGAGCUGCUCCUUGCGUCUGAGCCACAACCGUCUGUGUGACCUCAGUGGGCUGCAGCAGGUGGUUGAUGCCUUGCUUGUGGAACCAGAACGUUUAUUUUGGAUUGACCUCUCCUUCAACAGCUUUCCCAAUAUUGACCCUGUCCUCAUCCAGUGCACCAAACUGCAAAUUCUCAAUCUACACGGUAACCAAAUCAGUGAGCUGUAUGAGGUGGAUAAGUUGGCCUCAUUGCCUCACCUACGGAGCCUGACACUACAUGGCAACCCUCUAGAACUGGUCAAAGGAUACAGGAGUUAUGUGGUGGGGAUUGUCCCACAGUUGAAGUCACUAGACUACAGCACAAUCACCAAACAGGACCGUUCUACUGCCACUAUCCUGAAGUCAUUCACCAAACGCAAGCAUGUUGCUAGAAGAAAGUACGACGACUGAUUCCCAGGUGCUGUCUCACUGGAUUUCUCCUGGUACCUGAUCAGUCUGUAAUCCUGGCUAGAUCAAAGCCACAGAAAGAGAACUCUUUCUGCAACUUUCUCUAAUUGAUAUCAAAAAAAAAACUUUGUUGAGCACUUAUUAUUCUUAAUAAGAUUACUCAAUGUCUCUUCCCCUUCUGGCUGUGCUUGUGUGUGUAUGGAAGGAUGGUGGGAGGGAGCAAAGAGAGAGAGGGGUUAUAAAGGACGAUUACACUCGAAUGUAGAUCAAAUCUCUUGCCCCCUCCCACCCUGCAUUGGACUCCUCCACAGGAAAAGCCAUUAUCAGCUGCAAACUAUAGCUCGAGCACUGCAGCCUUGCUGAUGGAAAUGCCACAGGAGCUAUCUCACCGACAUCAAUCAGGAAAUGGAGACAGUGGGAGAUAGCGGGCACAUAGCAGAAAUGUCCGUGUGUUGAGAUGGGGAUGAAGGGUGUAGGCAUGAAACACCAUCAAACGUUGGAAGGAAAACAACACCUGGUCUUGAGCUGGUCCCUUCCAUGUGCAAAGUUUCUUGAAUCAAGACUUCCAAUUCCAUAACCUUCUCCCAUUUCUUCUCAGUAACAUGUCUCUUCGGAGUUGUAAGAGUUGGAUUUAAAAACCCAAGGUUAAUUGUAGGCUGAAGGUUGCCCUAUCAACCAUAUUAGCAAUUACAGGUAGUGCAGGGAAUCAUAGGCAGUAUGGUGAGCUGGUUAACAGAGACCAUGUAAGAUGCAGAAGCAGUAAUAGACUGUUUGGCCCAUCUACCCCACCUUUCAGUAAAAUCUUGGCUGAACUUAUCCCUCAACUUCACUUUCCUGCCUUUUUCACAACUUUUAUUCCAUUCCCACUGUCUUAACAUACUUAAAAUGACGCAGCCUCAAGAGCCCUCUGGGGUAAAGGAAUUCCAUAAAUUCACUACCAUAUGAAGAAAGACCCCUUCAUUUCUUUUAAAAGGGUGACCCCUUAAUCUCUCCAAUGUUGUCAGAAGGACCGCCAAGUAAAUCAGCACUGACUACCAAAGCCUGACACUACUUUGCUAUUCUGUGCAACAAGGAACUGUCAGUCAUCAAAACAGUUUCCCUUUCUGAUGUAAUUACUUAACAUGAUUUGACUUCACUUCUCUCAGAGGGUUGAGAAUCUGUGGAACUCACUGCCCGAGUGCAGUGGAGGCAGAAAUCAACCUUUUGAUAAAAAUCAGAAGGGAUAAAAGGUUCUGGGAAUCAGACAGGAAAGUGGAGUUGAGACCAGCAUAUGAAAAGCCUUGACCAUUUUAAAUGGCAGAGCUACUCAAAGGAUUGAAUUGCCUUCUCACACUCCAAAUUCCUAUGACCCUGACUCUCCAUUUAAUUUAAAAUCUCCAAUCACUUCAUUCACAAGUCCCUCGUUGCUCUUCUCAGGCUGUACAGACAAGUUGGCUUUUUCAUUUAACUGAUUAACACACAUUUUAUAUUGGGAAAUCAAUUCUGUGACUAUGUCAAAAUCUUAUCCAGAACCUCAA
Hemiscyllium ocellatum (epaulette shark) is the source of this 2290-nucleotide messenger RNA. It is a transcript of the gene lrrc51, whose product is annotated as leucine rich repeat containing 51. NCBI's taxonomy places the organism in Eukaryota, Metazoa, Chordata, Chondrichthyes, Orectolobiformes, Hemiscylliidae. The record is from RefSeq and is a predicted model, not a curated record. The transcript is spliced from 5 exons. Gene Ontology annotation, molecular function: protein binding. The coding region runs from base 111 to 776 and encodes 221 amino acids.